AUGAAACCCAGGAAACCCAGAUCCAAUGAAACCAAGAAAUGGCGGUAUUGAAAUUAGAUCUGCAGCGACGCGACGAUUUGGAAGGGGUUCGAGAUUUGGAAUGGUCGAUUUGGAAUUGGCGGAGGGAGGAGCAAGCUUGUUCUCGCUCUGACGGAGGGAGGAGCGCAAGGGGAGGACGAGCAGUUAGGUUGGGCCGCGGGGGCGGUUGAACAGAAUCUU
Messenger RNA from Linum tenue, 219 nucleotides. NCBI's taxonomy places the organism in Eukaryota, Viridiplantae, Streptophyta, Magnoliopsida, Malpighiales, Linaceae. The record is from the annotation of a GenBank genome assembly.